AUGCCCUCGCAAGGUCCCUCCCCGCUCGAGAAGCCUUUCUUUCGUGCAUUGGCCGAACUGGACGCUUGGGCCGAUGCAGGGUCCCGCGCCCAUGAUGGCGUACUGCCAUACGUCCCGAGACGCCACUCAGACACCAAAGGGAGGCUUUUGGUUUGCCAUGACUUCAAGGGAGGCUACGCUGAAGAUCCCAGCGAUGUUGGGUAUAGCUUCAACUUCUGGCCGUACUGUGACAGCUUUAUCUAUUUCUCCCAUCACCGCGUCACAAUCCCACCUCCAGGAUGGAUCACCGCCGCGCACAGACACGGCACCAAGAUGCUCGGAACGCUCAUAUUCGAGCACAUCGAGAGCGAACCCGACGGCCUGCGCCUCCUCUUCGGGCGCCUCCCCGCAUCAGCAACCGGCCCGGCCGCGCCCUCCCCCACGCACAACCCGAACGCAAUGCCCGUGAGCGCGCACUACGCCGCUCUCCUCGCCGACCUCGCAGCGAAGCGCGGCUUCGACGGGUGGCUCCUGAACUUCGAGUGGGCGUUGCGCGCGGACGGGGGCGUGGGGCACGCGCGGAGUCUCGCGGCGUGGGUCGGGAUGCUGACGAAGGAGAUGAAGGAGAGGGUGGGGGCGCACGCGGAGGUGGUGUGGUACGAUAGCGUGGUGUUUAGCGGGCAGGUGCGCUGGCAGGACCGGCUGAACGCGUACAAUCUGCCGUUCUUCGCGCCGAGCACGGGCUUCUUCACGAACUACACCUGGCACCAAGACUACCCCGCGCUCCAAUCGACCUACUUCUCCACCCUCUCCCCAACGACCCUCACAUCCCCGCACGCCCCGCCCAAAACGCGCCUCGACAUCUACGCCGGCAUCGACGUCUACGGCCGCGGCUCGCACGGCGGCGGCGGCUUCGGCGCCUACCGCGCGCUCGAGCACAUAAUGCCCGCGGGCCUCAGCACCGCGCUCUUCGGGCAGGGCUGGACAUGGGAGUCCACGCGGGACGAGGAAGGGUUCAGCUGGGAGCGGUGGUGGGAGUACGAGCGCGCGCUGUGGUUGGGCCCUACGACCGAUGCGCAGAAGAGGAGGACAGUGCUGCCGCCGGGGUCCAGCACGAAGAAGCGGGAGGGCGACGCGGAGUGCCCGCAUGGGCCGUUCAGAGCGGUUACGGAGUUCUUUGUGCGCAAGGCGCCGCCGCCGGUCGAUGGGCGGCCGUUCUGCACGGGCUUUUCGCCGGGCGUGGGGCGGGGGUGGUGGGUCCGCGGCGCGCGCGUGUCGAGCGCGCAGUGGACGGACACACACAAGCAGUGCGCGCUCGGCGACCUCUUAUGGCCCGCACCGGCGACGCUGGCCUGGGAGGACCGCGAGACGGAUUCCGAGGUGCUGCCGGCUGCAGCGCCUGCGAUCGACUUCGCGGAUGCGUGGAUCGGGGGGAGCUCGGUGAGGGUGACGGUCGAUGUGCCGGGGAGCAACGCCGAGGACGCGUUCUUCCGCUGCGUGUGGUUGCCCGUUCAAGGUGUCGAUGUUGCUGCGGGCGGGACGUACGAGGCGGCGCUGGUGUUCAAGACCGAUACGGGCGCUUCGGCUUCGGCGGUCGACCUCGAUGUCGGGCUGCUCGUCAAGCCUGACGGCUUCGCCGUCGAACAUCUGGAGUCGCAGCCGGUGACGGUGCAGGAUAAUCUCCCGGGCGAAUGGCAGCGGCAGGCCCUGUCGUUCUCGCUGUCCUCAGACGCAGGCGCGGAUCCGACGGCACACGUCGGGCUCGUCGUAGGCUUCGCGGCAGAAGAUGCCGCACAGGCGCUCUCGUUCUCCGUCAUCCUAGGACAGCUGUCUGUCAUCGCUGCAUCGCCGCCUCGCGCCGCGUCCGCUACGACGCGUAUUCUCUGGGCGGACUUUGCAUCGUCGGAUAGCGCCGACUUUGCCUUUGCCGGCGUGCUAUCGUGGGGCGCUGCGCUGUAUCUUCCGCAGACUGUGCUCCCUUCUACGAUUCCUCCGCCGGACGCCCCCGAGCCACUGUGGCCCGUCGCGCAAGUCCCGCUGUCCGACAGAUUGGCAUACGUGAACGUGUACGCUAUGCCCAGAGCACGAGCGCCCGAAGGGCCGACUGCUGCGACGUUCGUCGGAACUAGUGGACUGGAGGGCUGGGCGAGUAAGAUGCGGAUGAGCUGGGAGGGGCUGAAAGCGAUUGGGGUGAAGAAGGGGGCGAAGGACGCGGUGAGGUUCUUCGUGCAGGGUGUUACGGAGGGAGGGGAGGUGUUGGAUUGGGAGAGGUGUGCGUUCGUUGAUGCGACGCUUGGCUGA
This is a messenger RNA of Peniophora sp. CBMAI 1063, 2280 nucleotides long. Lineage: Eukaryota; Fungi; Basidiomycota; Agaricomycetes; Russulales; Peniophoraceae. The record is from the annotation of a GenBank genome assembly.